GUACUGGCCCAGGCCCUGAUUCCCUGAAGAGAGAUGAAGAAACCGAGAAUCAGAGAGGUUCAGACAUUUGCCGGAGGUCAUACAACUAGUCUUGCCUCCCUCUCUUCCUGUCUUCUGGCUGCGCCAUGGCUCCGGGCCCCUUCUCCUCGGCGCUCCUCUCGCCGCCGCCUGCCGCCCUGCCCUUUCUGCUGCUGCUCUGGGCAGGGGCAUCUCGGGGCCAGCCCUGCCCCGGCCGCUGCAUCUGCCAGAACGUGGCGCCCACGCUGACCAUGCUGUGCGCCAAGACGGGCUUGCUCUUCGUGCCGCCUGCCAUCGACCGUCGCGUGGUGGAGCUGCGCCUCACCGACAACUUCAUCGCGGCCGUGCGCCGCCGAGACUUCGCCAACAUGACCAGCCUGGUGCACCUCACCCUCUCCCGGAACACCAUCGGCCAGGUGGCAGCCGGCGCCUUCGCCGACCUGCGCGCCCUCCGCGCCCUGCACCUCGACAGCAACCGCCUGGCCGAGGUGCGCGAGGACCAGCUCCGGGGCCUGGGCAACCUCCGCCACCUGAUCCUCGGCAACAACCAGAUCCGCCGCGUGGAGUCGGCCGCCUUCGACGCCUUCCUGUCCACCGUGGAGGACCUAGACCUGUCCUACAACAACCUGGAGGCCCUGCCGUGGGAGGCGGUGGGCCAGAUGGUGAACCUGAACACCCUCACGCUGGACCACAACCUCAUAGACCACAUCGCGGAGGGGACCUUCGUGCAGCUGCACAAACUGGUGCGCCUGGACAUGACCUCCAACCGCCUCCACAAACUCCCGCCCGACGGGCUUUUUCUGAGGUCCCAAGGCACUGGGCCCAAGCCACCCACGCCGCUGACCGUCAGCUUCGGCGGCAACCCCCUGCACUGCAACUGCGAGCUGCUCUGGCUGCGGAGGCUGACCAGGGAGGACGACCUGGAGACCUGCGCCACCCCCGAGCACCUCACGGACCGCUACUUCUGGUCCAUCCCCGAGGAGGAGUUCCUGUGUGAGCCCCCGCUGAUUACACGGCAGGCGGGGGGCCGGGCCCUGGUGGUGGAGGGCCAGGCGGUCAGCCUGCGCUGCCGUGCUGUGGGUGACCCUGAGCCGGUGGUGCACUGGGUGGCACCCGAUGGGCGACUGCUGGGGAACUCCAGCCGGACCCGGGUCCGGGGGGAUGGGACACUGGAUGUGACCAUCACCACCUUGCGGGACAGUGGCACCUUCACUUGCAUUGCCUCCAAUGCUGCAGGGGAAGCCACCGCGCCUGUGGAGGUGUGUGUAGUACCUCUGCCUCUGAUGGCCCCCCCACCAGCCGCCCCUCCGCCACUGACCGAGCCUGGCUCCUCUGACAUCGCCACGCCCAGCCGACCUGGUGCCAACGAUUCUACGACUGAGCGCCGGCUGGUGGUGGCUGAGCUCACCUCGAACUCUGUGCUUAUCCGCUGGCCAGCCCAGAGGCCGGUGCCCGGCAUCCGAAUGUACCAGGUUCAGUACAACAGCUCCGUAGAUGACUCCCUCGUCUACAGGAUGAUCCCGUCCACCAGCCAGACCUUCCUGGUGAAUGACCUGGCGGCGGGCCGCGCCUACGACCUGUGCGUGCUGGCGGUCUACGACGACGGGGCCACCGCGCUGCCGGCCACGCGAGUGGUGGGCUGCGUGCAGUUCACCACGGCCGGGGAUCCGGCGCCCUCCCGCCCGCUGAGGGCCCAUUUCUUGGGCGGCACCAUGAUCAUCGCCAUCGGGGGCGUCAUCGUCGCCUCGGUCCUCGUUUUCAUCGUCCUGCUCAUGAUCCGCUACAAGGUGUACGGCGACGGAGAGAGCCGCUCCGGGGCCCUGGGGCCGCCGGCCUCGGCGCCCCCUGCUCUGGCUCUGGUUCCCGGGGGUGCCGUGGUCCGGCCGAGGCCGCAGCAGCGCUACUCAUUCGACGGGGACUACGGGGCGCUCUUCCAGAGCCACAGUUACCCGCGCCGCGCCCGGCGGACAAAGCGCCACCGGUCCACGCCGCACCUGGACGGGGCCGGAGGGGGCGCGGCCGGGGAGGACGGAGACCUGGGGCUGGGCUCCGCUAGGGCGCGCCUGGCCUUCGCCAGCACCGAGUGGAUGCUGGAGGGUACCGUGUGAGCGGCGGGCGGGCGUCGGGAC
Carlito syrichta (Philippine tarsier) is the source of this 2147-nucleotide messenger RNA. It is a transcript of the gene LRFN1, whose product is annotated as leucine rich repeat and fibronectin type III domain containing 1. The record is from RefSeq and is a predicted model, not a curated record. Gene Ontology annotation, molecular function: protein binding. The transcript has 5 exons. The coding region runs from base 126 to 2126 and encodes 666 amino acids. Lineage: Eukaryota; Metazoa; Chordata; Mammalia; Primates; Tarsiidae.